UUUAAAAAAAACCUAUUUUAAAGAUCUGUCUCAUUAACAUCUGUCUGUGAAGAACAUAUGGUUUUGACUUAUUUCCUUAACCCUUGAAAUAGUGAACUUUGAAUGGAGUCUUCAUUUACUUUGGACACUAUCAUCAAAUAUAUCAACUUAGGAACUUGCUAGGUAAAUCAUCUAUAACAAAUUCCCAGGAGCUCAGGCAGUUUCAAAGGUGGCCUCUGGAGAAUCGGACCAAGAUCCCAGAACAAAAGCUUAUUCAAGAUAAAAUAUUUGAGAGGUCAUUCAUGGAAAAAGUUUCAAAUCCUAAAUCCGCGCUGUCAACAUAUGAGAAGGAAAAUAUGUGGCUACCUCAAUUUUUUUCCCCAUAUUAUUUACACAGAAAAAAUGGUGAUAUAGUAAAGAUUAUGUCAGCCACAUAUUCUGGGCUUGUGAAAAAGGGGGAACGUUUACAUAUCUGUGAAGAUUUUUUGUUGGGAAUAUGCUUUCUGGGGACACACUGCCUUGCCUUCCAUACCCUGCUACCCUUCCACUGGCAGUUUCAAUCUAAGAAUGAUGGCUCGUGGCACAGUAUACCCUUGGUAACUCAGCUUCAUUUGGAAAUGUGUUAUUCUGAUCCCAACCGAAGAAUUCUAUACCUCAAUAAUAUCAUGGGUAUUUCCUUUAUUCUGGACUUGCAGUUAAACUUAGUGAAUUCUCAUUUAUACAAGGCUGCUCGGAGGCUCUCCUGUUUACCAUCUAGUUCAUUGUUCCAUUCCAAAGUUCUCUAUUGGUGUCAAGAUUUUUUCUGGGUUCAACAUAAAAAGGAAGUGCAGGAAAAAAUAAAUUUUGGAGAAGAUAAUCUGUUUCAGAUUACAAUUAAUGGAGAGAAAACCUUGUUUAACCUGAAGGAAUCCUGGCAAAUGACAAAGAAUUCAAAAUAUCCACUGCUCCUUAAACAGGAGUAUUUACCAUUGCAUCAAAUUGUGUGCAAGAUCAAGCCAUGGGAUUCGAACAGUUUUCCCCCAUUGUUGGGGGAAGAAGAAGAAGAUUCCUAUUUUGGACCUUAUCCAGGAAUUAGCAGACUGAUUCAAACAAAUGAGAAAAAAAAAUUCACAUUAACGGAAAUGCUACCUUCAGAUCCUGCAUACCAGACUUGUUGCCAACUCUUUCAUCACUCUAUGCCAUCCCAGCAAACUAUUGUGCUAAGAAUCUUCCGGCUUUAUAAUAGAAACCUCUGGAAAGAAUAUAUUAGGAAUAAAAAAAUAAUGGUGAUGAAAAGAUCUCAUUUAAACUGCAUAGAGCGCCACCUCUUCCAUCAAACUGACAUGAACCUGGAAGAUCUAGCUUUGUGUGGCUUGGAACCUACUCAACAUUUUUGUGUGGAUAAUUUUGGAAUUGCAGUAUACUUCACCCAAGAAGCCAAAGCCUCUACUUUUAUGACCUCUAGAAAAGCCUCCUUCUUUGGACAUAACAUGGUAUUAGCAAAAGUGUUGAUUGGAGAAAUGACAAUUGAGAAACCAGACUCUUUAGUUCCACCUCUUAAUUCAGAAGAAAGCCAAUUUGAUUGUCAUGUAAACAAUACACUAAAACCUACUGUCUUUGCAGUGUCCAAUAGACAUUAUUGCUACCCUUACUAUGUCAUUCAAUAUAAGAAUGCCAGAGAUGCAAUUUAUAUGUCUAACUGAUUUAAAGAAUCAAACUUCAGCAAUUGCUCAGCCAACACUUGCCAAUGAAUUACACACAUCAGAAACUCCUCAACUAUUUAUUUAAACUUUUUAAUUAUUAUAUACUCCUUAUUUAUUUCUUUACUUUUAUUUUCAGACCAUCUACUACCUGGGAUACUCCUGAGACAUUCCCUAAACCAUGCUAUUGUUGGAAUAUUCAGUUCUUCCUUCCUUCCCAUUUCCAGUGCUUCUUCUCUUUUCCCAUUUUACU
Sarcophilus harrisii (Tasmanian devil) is the source of this 1911-nucleotide messenger RNA. RefSeq names its product protein mono-ADP-ribosyltransferase TIPARP-like. Gene Ontology annotation, molecular function: NAD+ poly-ADP-ribosyltransferase activity. Bases 282 to 1661 code for a protein of 459 amino acids. The transcript is spliced from 5 exons. NCBI's taxonomy places the organism in Eukaryota, Metazoa, Chordata, Mammalia, Dasyuromorphia, Dasyuridae. The record is from RefSeq and is a predicted model, not a curated record.